ACUCCUGACGUGUAAAUCACUCUAAUAGCUUUUUUAAUUCAGUAAUUUCCUUUGAAAACGACAACUUUCUGAGGGAGGUGAUGUUUUUGUAUGAGAGGCGGGAAGUGGACAUUUCCGAGUGCGUAUCGACCUCUGGCAGUGGUGUUAGAUUGUAUUAGACGUGUUCUUCACUAAUAACACUUGAAAUAUAUGACCAUUCAGUCUUUUUCAUGUAAAGUACCAAAACAGUGGUUUGUUAUAUGAAUAUAGUUCCUUAUAAGAGUGCCAUGAGUUAUAGGUGUGACAGAAACGAGUAGAUAAGUGCGGUCAAGGUGUCGUCGGCACUGCAGCAUCCUCUCUGCGGCUGCUCGCUGCUGCUCAAAGUCCCGCAGACAAAGUCAUGGAGGGAGGGAAGUUGUGAGGCUGAGAAGUGGGUUUACAUACCCACGAAAAGGGCCAUUUAAAAACAAUGGCGGAUGCUAAUCCACUCAGGGGACUGCCCCGGAUCCAGAGGGCUGCGAUGUCCUUCCCUGGUAAUCUACAUUUAAUUCUGGUACUGAGACCUAAGUCCCUCCUCCAGACCACCGGAACAGACCUCGGUUUCCGCUUCAGUCAGGACGAUUUUGCAUUCAAGAUGCCAAUGGUAAUGCUGAGCUCGCUGACAGACAUACUUCGCUUCAUUGAUGAAAACCAACUGAGCACCGAGGCUGGUGGUACCCUGGAGCAAUGCCAUAGCGAAUGGAUAUUUCUGCAUACAGCUAUAGAGAGUUUUGCAGUUACAGUGAAGGAAAUAGCUCAGCUGCUGCAGACCUUUGGUACAGAGCUGUCUGAGAUCGAUCUGCCUGAUGAAGCCAGUGGCAUUGAGUAUCUCCUUAGAUCACACACUGAGAAAUACAGGCAGAUGAAGGAUGACAUCAAGUCAGUUAUGAGAGAGGGACGUCAGCUGCUCUCAAACCUUGAGUCCUCUAAGGCAGCAGAGGGUGCUGCAGCCGAAGACAGAGACAUCAGCCAAGACAAAGAAAGAGUGCAGAGGCUCUUGGUACAGCUAAGCGACAUGGAAAUGGCUUUUGAUGGCUUUUUUGAGAAGCACCACCUCAAGCUUCAACAAUACUUACAACUACUCCAAUACGAGCUGAGCUUCUAUGAGAUGGAGGCCAUUCUGGAGAAACUCAGGUCACAGGAGAAAGCCAUUGCAGCUGUGGGGACAACAGUCGCCCAGACGGAGCAGCUGCUCAAAGAUCUGGAGAUGCUGGAGACCACAGCAGAGGAUGAAAUGGGCCGUGCUCAGAUUAUUAUUCUGCAUGGGCAUCAGCUGGCAGCAAGUCAUCACUACGCUCUUGCUCUAAUAGUUCAGCGCUGUAACGAACUGCGGCAUCACUGUGACAUGCUCACAACAGCUCUGCGUGCCAAACGGACAGCUCUCAAAUGCAUACGAGACAUUCUGGUGCGGUUGGAGGAGACUGUGCGUUGGUGUGAUGAGGGGGCUUAUCUGCUGGCUAAUCAGCUGCUGGAUAAGUUUCAGUCCAAAGAGGGGGCGCAAGCAGCCCUGCAGGACAUUGAGGGACUGAUGGAGAUGGCGCCUCCAAUCCUGUGGUCAAGUCCUGACAUUCUCAGUCUGGAGUUUGAGGCCAUACUCACACCUCAGGUGCAGUCUCAGAUAGAAGCUGCCACAGAGAAGUUAUCCACAGUGCAGUUAAUGAUCCAGAGCAGACAGGCCUGUCUGAGGAAACUGGCUGAUACUCAGGUCAGACCCAUCCAACUGGUCGCUCCAAGGCCUGAGAAUUCACCACGCUGCAAAUCUCCUCUUUUCUCUCCCAAACACAGCUUUGACGUAAACUCGAGUUUGAGGUUUUCUUUUGAUCUUGCACUCCCUGGUAAAAGAGCAUCACGGAAAAGUACCAGCACUAAGAAGAUUGAAGUAAUGCACAACUAUGAGGAGAACCGCAGCUGCCUGUCCUUCGGCCCAGAGGAAGUUGAAAACCCAGACCAGCACAAACGCCGUGUAAUGAAGGAGCUGAUUGAGACAGAGAAAAUCUACAUAGAGGAGCUGCUGUCUGUUUUGCUGGGUUACAGGGCAGAGAUGGAUAACCCAUCUCUCUCUGUCAUACUGCCAUCUGUACUGCGAAACAAGAAAGAGGAUCUGUUCGGAAAUCUGCCGGAAAUCUAUAAAUUUCACAGCAGGAUAUUCCUACAGGACCUUGAGAGCUGCUUAGAAGCCACAGAUAGAGUAGGCGCACGUUUUCUGGCAAGGAAAGAACAUUUUCAGGUCUAUGAGCGCUACUGCCAGAACAAACCUCGCUCAGAUACUCUCUGGAGGCAGUGUUCUGAUUCUGCCUUCAUUCAGGAGUGCAAGAGAAAGCUGGAUCAUAAACUAGGCUUGGACUCAUAUUUGCUGAAACCUAUUCAGCGUCUGACCAAGUACCAGCUUCUUUUGAAGGAACUCCUAAAACACAGCUCAGGCUCGCAGUAUGCUUCUGAACUGCAGGUGGCACUAAAUGCCAUGCUGGACCUACUCAAGUCUGUCAAUGACUCAAUGCAUCAGAUUGCCAUCACUGGUUAUGAGGGUGAACUGAGUGACCUAGGACGUGUGCUGAUGCAGGGGUCUUUCAAUGUGUGGAUCAACCAUAGGAAAGGUCCUACACGUAUGAAGGAUAUGGCUCGCUUUAAACCCAUGCAAAGGCAUUUAUUUCUGCAUGAGAGAGCUCUGCUUUUCUGCAAGAAGCGAGAGGAGAAUGGAGAAGGACAUGAUCGGACAGCCUCUUACAGCUUCAAACACUGCCUCAUGAUGAGUGCUGUUGGCAUCACAGAAAACAUCAAAGGGGAUGUGAAGAAAUUUGAAAUCUGGUACAAUGGAAAAGAAGAGGUGUAUGUUGUUCAGGCUACAACUGUAGAGGUGAAAAUCACAUGGCUCACUGAGAUUAGAAAAAUCCUCAACAAUCAGCAGAAGAUUGUCAAAGGUGAUGCUCACCCGUGUCCAGAUGGAGAGCGGCCUUUAUCUCCACCCUUGAUGGACAGUGUGAGGCAUAUGUCCGUAUGCAUGCCCUGGAGUUCCACACAGAUCACUGGCUGCUCAGGUUGUUUUGAUGUCCUUCCUCACAGCAAGUUCCAGGGGGCGUCCGUCAGCUCAGAGGAGGCCGAUUCAGGCCGAGCAAGUCCGCUUCUGACAGACCCAAUCAUCAUUUCUCCACGUCCCCAGCACCACAACCACCGGAGCUGGCCAGACACAUCUCACUCAGUGGACAUCUGUGAAGGUUUGGAGGACUGGACCACUGACCUCUCAAUCAUCUCAGACUCUGAUGAAGACGAUGAUGUGCUGCUGGUUCCUGGAAGGUAUAGAGCAAUAGUGGACCACCUAAAGUGUGGCAAGGACGAUGUAAUCAUCAAAUGUGGUGAUGUCAUUCACGUGCUUCAGGAGAGUGCCAUGGGGCUUUGGCAUGUUAAGAAUUUGACUCGUGGAGGUGAAGGAAAACUCCCUGUUGAUACACUGUUGGGAAUGCUUGGCGAUGCAGGCAGAAGUACCUCCAUUAGGUCGGGAGGGGAGUUCAUGGUACGGGAAAUAUAAACAGCAGGAAGCCCAACAACACUUAAGUAGAUCAGCCACAUGUAUACAAAGCUCCCACCAUGUGACAACCCUAAAGGCCAUUACUGUCAUCCAACCACCUGACGCUUACACAAACAAACAUAAAGUCAGGAAAACAGAGCCGCCAAGUUAAAUUUCCAUCUGCCAUCGGGGGUGGAUUAUAUUGAAUUUAGAGAGCUUGUUUAAAAACAGAAGGGAUUCUUUUCUCACCUUGAAAGAUUCUUGGCCUGCAACAGUACAGUCUAGAAAUAAAGAACCUUAGUGAAGCACAGACUUGAGCACAAACUUUACAGUAAUACAGAUCCUCUAAAACCUUGGAAAGUACCAUCAUCAAACUGUGCUUUAUGGGGGUGUAAACUGACUGUGAACAUGGAGAACUAAUUUUCUCUCUCCUCAGAUGUGUACCGUGACUGGGCACUUGUUUUUAACAGCCAAUUUUUAUGCUGGACCGGAUUCCGGCUCUUUUUUGGAAGAAAGUAUAUACAUCAGUAAAUAAUCUAUGUGCCAAAACCUAACAUUCCAUUUUCAUAUUUUUCAGGUUGAUCCUAUAUCUUCUUUUUUUUCAUCUUGUUUUUAAUGUUUUUUACUUCAGCAGGACUAUUUCACUGCAAGAAAUAUAAUUGCAGAGAAAAUGUAAUGUGAAAACUUUCCAAAUGAAUGAAUAGAACUUUUAUGUUUCUCCAAACUCAUACUUGUCAGUCGUCCAUGAUUUUCGUUCUUUAAUCUUCUGUCAAAAUGACAGAUGAUGAUUAUUUGUAGCACAAUCUCUGACGUGUUCCUGCACGAGACACUGUAAAAGCAUCUAGACGUAGCGCAAAGUCCGUCUAGUGCAAGUUUACAUAGGAAAUCUAUUGAAAAACAGCAUGAGUAGACACACAAUGCUUUCGGUGUAAACAGCUGACAACCUCAAGCGGGCCACUGAAAAUGCUGCUUGCAUUCAGGCGGUCAGUGUGAAGUCUUAAGUCUUUAUAUUCAUUUUUACAUUGAGUCAGAUUAAACAUAGCUAUGCUGGAGCAAGUUUAGUUCUCAAAGUGUUUCUACGGAUCAAAGAAUCAGUGUUUAAGGUUGAGCUGAAAUUGAUAAGGUUCAUAAGCAAUUACAAAUCUUUUUUCAAUAUUUUGUUUAAAAAUCCAGUUUUUAACACAUCCAUCAAAUUUGGUUCAUGGUGCAUAUUGUAUGGCCCAAUAUAACCUUUUCCAUUACAUUGUUUUACUUCCUUAGCUGCCACCUCCUCUGAAACAUACUCACUCUGGCACUUAACUGUGUAAACCACUCAGACACCAUUGAGUUUGAUGUAAACAAUGUAAAAAACUAAAUCACUAGUUAAAAGGCUAUAAUUAAUAAAUAAAUAUAUUUGCAUGUCUAACUUGUUCCCAUUUUGUUAAAGGGUUAGUUCACCCUAAACUGAAAAUUCUUUCAUCAUUUACUCACCCUCAUACCAUCCCAGAUGUU
This is a messenger RNA of Myxocyprinus asiaticus (Chinese sucker), 5011 nucleotides long. RefSeq names its product proto-oncogene DBL-like. The record is from RefSeq and is a predicted model, not a curated record. Lineage: Eukaryota; Metazoa; Chordata; Actinopteri; Cypriniformes; Catostomidae. The coding region runs from base 449 to 3541 and encodes 1030 amino acids. Gene Ontology annotation, cellular component: cytoplasm. Gene Ontology annotation, biological process: intracellular signal transduction; dendrite development. The transcript has 27 exons. Gene Ontology annotation, molecular function: guanyl-nucleotide exchange factor activity; protein binding.